AUGCUGCUCGUCAACCGCACCUUCUUUUUCCGCUACUCUUCACCUUUACGGGCAUUGGUGACGUUUUCAGUCGUGGCCUAUCUAUUUUACCUGGUGUCAACACUGUCGGGCUACGUUUCUCAAACACCGGCUCCGAGGGAGAGGCCAGCCAUAAUCCAAAUGAAGGAGGAGAAAUGGAAACAACAGCAUGGUCAGGAUGUACCGGCCGGGCUGUCGGUGCAGAUUUUGACGGUCACGACUACGUUUGUGGAAGUGCAGACGAAGACGAGGACUGUCCAGGCGCCUCAAGCAACGGUGACGAAAGAGGUCAUGAUCAAGCCUAAACCGAAGCAGUUGUUGAGAGGGCUUCCGACUGAAUCAUUUCAAGAUAAUCUGUUACCAGAGGUGCAGUACGUUACAUCGUGGACGGGUAGCGGUUUCACGAACGAUGUUAUGACAUUCGUCAGUGAUUUUCCAUUUCCUGUCGAUUUCUCUCUCAUCCAUUUGAAGAUUAAUCUCAUUUAUCUCGGAUUACUAACGCAACGAGUACCUGUUCUCCCCCAUUUUGCACCAACACACGUCGCCGUCAAUCUAGGGGGAACGCAUACUGGUCCAGGAAUUGACUUUGGAGAGGUCUUCGAUAUUCCACGAUAUGUCGAGUUGACCAGCCAGCCCUUAUUGGAGUGGUGGCAAAUCAAGGAUCGUAAAAGCACUACCCUUGAUCCGCUGGGUUGUUGGAAUGUUUGGGAGUCUGUGAGCCCGAUGAACAAAGGACCCCAUUGGACCGAAAGCCCAUAUCGGCUAAACUUGGAUGUUUCGUAUGUGACUGCACCGAGCUGGAUCAAACAUGCUCCGGAAGAUCCAGAGAAUUUGCACACCCGUUUCGCGGCCCUCAUGUCACUUGGAUUCCCCACUCGGCGCAACAAAUCCUUGAUGGCAGCGUCAGAGUCUCCUCAGCCAGACGAUCAUAUGCUCUGCUUCGACAACAUGUAUUGGGCCUGCGAUCUUGAGCCACAUGAUAUGGUGGAGGACUGGAGUGCUUCUUGGAGACUGGUCGGACAAUAUUUGCAUUGGACGCCCAAGAUCGAGGGCUUGGCGGACAUGUACCUCAGACAUGCCUUUGGCAUCUCGAGUAGAACCCCAAUUCCGCCAUUCAUUGCCAUCCACGUCAGACGGGGCGACUUUGCUGACGCAUGGCGGUGCGAAAAUGCUCCGACCGAAGAAUGCUUUGCCCCGAUUUCUGCAUAUGCUCGGAGAGUUAAUGCUAUGAAAAGGGAAAUACUCGAGACCAAGGGGAUCACCGUCAAGCACGCCAUGCUUUUGUCCGACGAAGAGGACGAGAACUGGUGGAGGCAGGCAAUGGGGACGUAUGGCCCUGAAGGUUGGGCACGGGCCAACCACGUCGAGCUGGAAACGGCGAAGAUGUAUGGAGCCUGGUAUCCAAUCUUGAUUGACGCGGCGAUUCAGAGCCAUCGGAUGUCGAUGGGUAUUGUGGGCACGCAUACGUCCACUGUGUCGAUUCUGGCGGGCAAGAGGAUCGGUAGCUGGAACAAUGGGGCGCCGGUGCAGUUUGUCAAAUGGGGGAGGUGGGGACCGGACGACGGUAUGUAA
This is a messenger RNA of Mycena indigotica, 1590 nucleotides long. RefSeq lists its product as uncharacterized. Bases 1 to 1590 code for a protein of 529 amino acids. The record is from RefSeq and is a predicted model, not a curated record. The transcript has 5 exons. Lineage: Eukaryota; Fungi; Basidiomycota; Agaricomycetes; Agaricales; Mycenaceae.